Neodiprion fabricii is the source of this 13544-nucleotide messenger RNA. It is a transcript of the gene Plc21C, whose product is annotated as 1-phosphatidylinositol 4,5-bisphosphate phosphodiesterase classes I and II. The transcript has 19 exons. The record is from RefSeq and is a predicted model, not a curated record. Gene Ontology annotation, molecular function: phosphatidylinositol-4,5-bisphosphate phospholipase C activity; calcium ion binding. Gene Ontology annotation, biological process: lipid catabolic process; phosphatidylinositol-mediated signaling. NCBI's taxonomy places the organism in Eukaryota, Metazoa, Arthropoda, Insecta, Hymenoptera, Diprionidae. Bases 682 to 4527 code for a protein of 1281 amino acids.
UAUCGCCUGGCAUAGUGUGUACCACACAUACCGUCGGUGCGACGAGUGUGUUUGGUUGUGUAAAUGCGUGUGUUAGGUGAAUCCGGAAUCGUCUGCUCCGUUGCUCUCGAGAGGAGAAGACGGUCGGCUGGAGAGGAAGCGAGAAGUUAGUUAGCCCGACGUCGAGCCAGUGAUUGGCCAGAGAUGUGCCGUCGAUGUUUUCCCAAAACGCUGAGGGUGUCGCGUCAAUUAUCGCGUUGACGUUCCGCUGCAUCGGUUCGGUCGUGCGGUGGCCGUGCAGUUUGACGACGUAAAAAGUGAUCGUUACCCAGCGAAAGAGAGAGAGAGAGAGAGAGAGAGAGAGAGCGAGGCAGCGGCCGGGAGAAGGGUGAGGAAGACGGAGCGAAAAGGAGAGAGGAGGGAGAGCAGUGCCGCCAGGCUUUUCUCCGUGUUUCGUCUGGAGUAUCAGCAUCGGGCUUCCGUGUUUCCCGCGACGGGUAGCAGACGACGUGAUUGAAACGAUGCUGACAGGAGCUGCCGCGGAGUAACAACAGGGCCGAAGGAGGGGGGGCAAAGAAGCGAAAGAAGCGGAAGAAAAGGCCGAGGGUGGAAAAGAAAAGCGGGCCGCUUUUGCAUGUUUUGAUUUUUUUCGAGUCGGGGAAACGGCUCGUCCGUUCACUGACAGCUACCGUCGCACUCACGAUGGCAGGCACAAAGUCCGUCGCUAACGUCGUUCAGAUAAAACCGGUCGAGGUAUCGCAGCAGCUCCAAGACGGCGAGAAAUUCGUCAAAUGGGACGAGGACUCGGGAGUUGGGACACCAGUCACGUUGCGGGUCGAUAAAUUCGGUUUUUAUCUUCAUUGGGUAGAUCAGAACAAUGAAAUGGAUAUGCUGGAUAUUUCCACAAUACGAGAUACACGCACUGGAAAAUACGCCAAAAUCCCAAAAGAUCCGAAAUUGAAAUCCCUGGUAACAAUGGGCUCUCAAGAUUCUCUCGAGGAGAAGACUGUAACGGUAUGUUACGGCUCUGACUUUGUCAACGUGACGUUUAUCAAUUUUUGCACAACACGAGCUGAAAUCGCACGACAUUGGACGGAUCAGCUGUUGAAAGUUGCUUACAACUUGACGCAACUUAACACGAGCUCAAUAAUGUUCUUACAAAAAGCGCACACUAAGCUUUCCUUAACAGCCGACAAGUCUGGAAAGGUUGCAAUUAAAAAUGUGAUAAGAAUGUUCGCGCAAAAUAAAGAAGACCGCAAACGUGUUGAAAAAGCACUUGAUAUUUCCGGCAUGCCUUCUGGCAAGAAUGAUGCAAUAUCUUUGCAGAAAUUUCAGUUUGAAGACUUCUUCAAUUUUUAUAAAUCUCUCACUCAGCGUACCGAGGUAGAAAAGGUGUUUGAUGAAAUAGUGGGCAAUGCGAAGCGCAGACUAAUGUCAGCUGCACAGCUUGUAGAAUUUCUGAACAAAACUCAGAGGGAUCCACGAUUGAAUGAGAUUUUAUAUCCGUAUGCAAAUACGGCGCGGGCAAAGGACAUUAUCAACGAAUAUGAACCGAACAAGUACAACGCGGGAAGAGGAUACCUCAGUUUUGACGGUUUCCUCAGGUACUUAAUGAGCGAGGAUAAUCCCAUUAUGGCUGUAUCAAAAUUUGAUCUUUCCGACGACAUGGAUCAGCCGCUAUCUCACUACUUCAUCAAUUCAAGUCACAACACUUACCUCACAGGACACCAAAUAACUGGCAAAAGUUCAGUUGAAAUAUAUCGGCAAUGUUUGUUGGCUGGAUGUCGUUGCGUGGAGUUGGAUUUUUGGAACGGCAGAUUUGAUGAACCCAUGAUUGUUCACGGAUACACAUUUGUGCCUGAAAUAUAUGCACGGGACGUGAUAGAGGCGAUAGCUGAGAGUGCCUUCAAGACUUCAGAAUAUCCAGUCGUCCUCAGUUUUGAAAACCAUUGCAAUCCAAGACAGCAAGCAAAAAUAGCACAGUAUUGCAGAGAGUAUUUUGGUGAGAUGCUGCUUGACGCUCCUCUUGAAUCUCACAAGUUAGAACCUGGACAAGAACUUCCACCGCCAUCAUCGUUGAAGCGAAAAAUAAUAAUAAAGAAUAAAAAGAAGCAUCAUCAUCACCAUCAUCACAAGAAACAUCACAAGAAGCAACAAGCACAGUCUCAGGAUUCCGGCGAGGGUUCACAGGAAGCCGAUGACAAUGGACUGGUGAACAUCGGAGCUGAGGGUGAGAGUGGACCACCGCCUGAUAUAAUACCGCAAAAUGAAGUCGUAGAUGGAGUUGUCAUCGGAGCUGCUCCAACCGAGCAGCAAAUUGGAAAUGGAGACAUUCCUCGCGCUCCUUUGCUACAGCAGAGGCAGGGAAGCAAGGACAGUACGCAGGAUGACGAUGACGAAGACGAAGAGUCCACCACUGACGAAGAAGAGUCGAAUGUUGAAGAUAUGAAACUGAGAAUCGGUGACAAAAUCCCUGUACCUGACAAGGUAGCGACAGCUGCUACUGCAAAGGAAACAGAGGCGGGUGCUGAAAUAUCGGCUCUUGUCAACUACGUGCAACCCGUGCAUUUUAGCAGUUUUGAAAAUGCUGAGAAGAAAAAUCGCAUGUACGAAAUGUCUUCGUUUGACGAGAAACAAGCAACGACGCUGUUGAAGGAGAGGCCAUUGGAGUUUGUAAAUUACAACAAACACCAGCUUUCCAGGGUUUAUCCCGCAGGGACCAGAUUCGAUUCCAGCAAUUUUAUGCCUCAAGUGUUUUGGAAUGCCGGCUGCCAGCUGGUCGCACUGAAUUAUCAGACUCUAGAUCUUGCCAUGCAACUCAACUUGGGGAUUUUCGAGUACAACCAUCGUUGCGGAUACCUUCUUAAACCAGAAUUUAUGAGGCGAAAGGAUCGGCGAUUGGAUCCCUUUGCUGAGUCAACUGUCGACGGUAUAAUAGCCGGAACUGUACACAUACACGUGAUUUCGGCACAAUUUUUAACAGACAAGAGAGUCGGCACUUACGUUGAAGUCGAUAUGUACGGGCUGCCAGCAGACACCGUGAGAAAGAAGUUUAGGACUAAAAUCGUCCCGAAUAACGGAAUAAACCCGGUUUACGAUGACCCGCCAUUCAUUUUCAAAAAGGUUGUUUUGCCAGAACUCGCAUCUCUGCGAAUAGCUGCUUACGAGGACUCAGGUCGACUGAUCGGACAUAGAGUUCUUCCAGUCGUUGGCUUGUGUCCCGGGUAUAGACAUGUCGCUUUGAGAACCGAAUGCGGCCAACCACUGCCUUUGGCUAGCCUGUUUCUGCACGUAAUCGUCAAGGAUUACGUACCCGACGGACUUUGCGACUUUGCCGAAGCGUUAGCCAACCCGAUUAAAUACCAAAGUGAAUUAGAGAAAAGGACUAAUCAGCUGUCUGUCUUCACAGAUGACGUCGAUGAACUCACGGAAGGGGAUUUAGAAGAUAAGGAUAAGUUUGGCACAGGGGCAAGUUCCUCAAAAUCAACAGAUGAGUUGUCAAAGGCAAAACGCUUGCAGUCAAUCAGCGAAUCAACUGGAUCGUUGCCGUUGUCUGGCAGUCCGCAUGGCAGGCCGUCCAUAGUGGGGAUCCUCAAUUCUCCCGAAAACCAAGAACAAGACGAGAGCCCAAAUGCUUCUACAUUACAACCAGCGGAAAGUUCUGCGACGAAAAGUCCUGUGAAUACAAGUACUGUGAAUGAUGAGAUAGUGGCCGACUCGUUUGAAAAGUUAAUGGAGAACAAACUGAUUAAGGAUAAAAAAAUGGAGUUGGAUAAAAAGUUGGAGUCGUUGAGGAAAAAACACGAGAAGGAAAAGAUGAGAAUACAGUCGCAGAAAGGAUCACUGGACGGUGAAAAGCACAGAUCUAAAUUUUAUGUGAGCCAGAUGCUGGUAAAGCGACUUUCGAGUAAAAACAUAUUCUCAAGCGAAGUUGGACUUAGCACUCAACUGCUGGCCGAAACCUCUGAAUGUUCCGAGGCAGAGCAACGCGACGGAGUGGAAGGAAUUCCGCGAGGAUUGCCUAGAAGUCAGAGCGAGAGACUGUUAGCAGUGUGCAAAGAGCAUGUGCUGCAGGAGCGGGAACUUCAAGAGAAAUAUCACGACAGUUUGUUUGCAACGCUUGAAAAAAUAAUGAAAGUUUCACAGUCAAAUCAGUUGAAAUUGUUAAAAGAAAAUCGUCAGAGAGAGAGAGAAGAGGCAUUGAAAAAACUCCAGGCUACUAGGCAGGAUCAGGUCAAACAACUCGCCAAGCUUCACAGAGAUAAGGGUGAGUUGGACAGAGUUAAGCGUGAGCUGGCUAAGUCUACGGUUGAGAGAGGUGUCAACGAGUGUACUAAACUGAAAGAAAUUUAUGAGAAGAAACGAGUUGAACUUGAAAGACAGCAUGAAGAGGUCAGACAGAGGCUAGAAGAAGAAAAAGCGAAGGUAAAAGCAGCUCUGCAGGCGGAGUAUAACAAUCGUUACAGCAAGUUUGAAAUUGCCGAAUUUACGUUGUCUCCAUCCGGCGGUAGCAGCAUCCCAGAGUCUUUGAGUGGAAACACUAACUAAUACCUCAAGUUGGGUCUGCGAGAAUAAUACGUAGGCCUUGAAACUUACUUGCUGUGUUUAGACUGUCCAUCAGACACUAUCCGACUCUGGUGUUUUCUGUGUUUUCGGGGACCUCGAUAGGCGCGCUGUCCAAAAUGUAAGUCUUCGUGUUUCAAUUAAUUACUUUUAAGAUGGGAAAAAAAAAAAAACGCUUACUGCAUCGAGUUGUGGUAAAACCGAAGAGCUAAUUAAUAGAUAUUGUUUAGUUUUCUUGAGAGAUGUUGAGACAAACGAAAGAAGUGGACAACUCCUGUGUUAAUCGAGAGGCUCUCCUUUUCAAAUCGCAACUAGGUACCUUACAGAAUCUCUAUAUUUAUCUCUUUCUCUUUACCGCCAUUUUCCACACUUAUUAGUAUAUUUUUAUUGUUCUACGCACAGCUAUGCCGAUAAUUUCGAAGAAGCAUGAUAUUUUAUGUAUAUGUACAUACCAUGCAUUAUUAUAGUAUGCUAUCUUUAAUUGACACUGAUUUGAUUGAUCGAAGUCUGCGAAUUGUUUUCAAACAAAGCGAGCUUCGCCACAGCGAUGUUUUCUGACAGAAGGAAACUUUAAUUUGGUCAAGCAAAAAAAUGGGUUGGUAAUUCACACGUAAUAACUAUCCUCUUCAACUAUCGAGUGUGACCCAGGAGCUCAGCAAACAGACUAUUGAGAAGUAAAGAUAUGAAAUCUAAUUCUAAAUAACUGUAACCUUUUUCAAAAUAUCGAUUCACUUUGUUGUUAUAUGAAUAAGAUGUUACUCAGAAAACAAUUCUAACCAUAUUAUACUUAUAGGGAGAAAAACAAGAAAGAUGUAAAUGAAAACAACAACAAAAAACAAGAACAAAACAAAAGUUAAAAAAAAAAAAAAAAAAAAAUGCAAAAUAGAAAUAUCAAUUCAUUUAUAAUUUAUAAAAUCAAAUCUUGUAAGAUCUGAGAUGUAUAAAUAUUUAUGUGAAUCUCUUUGGCCUAUAAGAAGCGUAAGGCAUGUGCGAUUAUAAUAUAACACAUUUAACAUAUUUUUGACUGAAAGUAAUCAACGUAAAAACAUUUCUCAAGAACCUGCUUCAGAAGCGCUGGGACCGAUUGGUGAAAACGUAAUGGAGUUUCAAUACACUUGUACAUCUUGGCUGUUUGCCGAACAGUAUCGCAAAGUUGCUAUGAUCGUAAAUCAGGUAUCUAAUUUUUGUAUUUCACGAUUUAUUCGAAGACAAAGCCAAUGCAUUCCUGCUUGUUUAGUAAAUAUUGUUUUUUUUUGUGUGUACAUUGUUGGAGAAAAACGUACGACAUUGAAAAUUUGGAAGUAUGUGUAAUUCCACUUUCAAGCUAGAGCCUAUUUUUUAAUUCAUUUCUUAAUCUGACUUGCGCAGUCAAUGCAGUCAGUACAACAUGCAAUUAAACUGGGCCUGCAUUGGCUGUUUCAAUGAAAUGAAUAACGUUGUGUAAAAUAUAAGUUAGAUUAAAGUAUAAUAUUAAUAUAUUUUAUAUAUCCUAUUGAAAGCAGGAAAAAAAAAAGAAAUCUCAAGGCAACUUUUCAUUUACUUAUCGAUGUUGAAUAUUAGGCGACGAAGUUGACCACCGGCUGUUCCCAGCACUUCUGACGUUCGCCAGGAUCUGUGUGAGAUUCAUCAAAGAAUGAACUUUGGUCGAAUCACCUCUUUGAGGAAGACAAUCAAAAAUGUUACAGAGUAAACUAAACUGUAACAUUUUCCUUGUUGUUUCUAUUCAUAUGAUAUACUUAAAAUAAGCUAAUCUUAUUAACUCUAAGGUAAAAAUUUAAGGUGUGUAAACUUUCUUGUAAAGUGUGUUAUUUAUUUGUGUCUAAAUUAUCAUAUUGUUCCGAAUAUAAGCCAAGGUUUUUUGCCGUUGACAGCACGCACCAAAAUCGUCCUCGUCUUGUACGCGGGUAACUAAGGAAAACACCCUGAAAUACUGUCUCAGAAUUGGGGAUCGGCUUGUUCGCGGAACAAUGUGGUAUUAUUGCUGACAUUAGUAUCGGACGUACGGUCAUCAUUAUAGGGCAUGUUCACUGAUUAUUGUGGCAGCAUAGUUUUUACGGCAGUGGGAUUCGAGGACUGAAUAUUAUUUGGCGUUAAGAUAUCAAAGUUGGUUAAACGAUGUCUUGUUGCAUCGAAUCAACGAAUUUGUUUUACGUUGCGUCUCUGCCCGAAAUCCGACUGUCGAUAGAUAAUGUAAAGGGGACAUGUUGUGAUAUUAAAGGAUCUCAAAGCAAUCGUAGCAGUGCAAACAAGUCGUUACGAACAAAACAUCAAAAUGAGCUGGUUGAGUAAAAAUAUGCGAUUAAACUUCACACUGCUCACAACCGAGUAAAGCUAUUUGUUAAAAUGCAAUAAGUCGCAGAAUACACGGUUGAAGGAUACAAUUUUGGCUAAUAAGUAUUUGAGGGUGAGAAAGAAUCUCAUUAUUAUAUUGAUCCGGACGUAUUGUUCCAUAGUUGUAAUAUUAUUCCAAGUCGCACGUUUGGUUUUAAUAUCUACCACCUGACGCCUGCUUAUCUCAAGUACCGUACAAGUCUAUUUUUUAUACGAAGAGAAAAGACAUGAUAUUUUAUACACAAUAUAAGUCGCAGGAAUUGUCUUUCCUUCGGAAUUAAUUUACGCGUUUUUUCCGUUCUUUGAAAAUCCAGCUAAUUUCUCUGCUCCUCAUUGUUCAGAAUAAGUCCGUUACAAUAUUGCUGCAAUUUUGACAUAUUCUCAAUAUAAUGGCUUGAGAAAGUAGGUGUACCGACAGCAGUUCACAAGCUUGAGACAACAAUGCUUAAAUAAUGUAACGUUUGUCGAAACAUUCAGGAAAUGUUUGGCAAUCGAGGGGAAACGAGCGCAGUCGAUAGACAGAAAAGAAGAGAAAAAAAACGGAUAUCACAAUAACGAUGCUUGGAUAUUAAAAGAUACAAAUACAACGUGUUGAAAAAACAAAAAUGUAAUCUAGAAUUACACACAUGCAUGCAUGUACAUACGCGCGUACAUAUGGUAUGUAUAUACCAGUAAAAGUUGAGGAGAGUUGCAUUUUAUAGAUAGUCACUAUUAUACCGUGAGAAAUAAUGCGUGUUUUCCAAAUAGUAUAUAGGAGAAGUAAAAUAAUGCAACAGACAUAUUGUAAAUGCGGAUAGUAACGUCCAAGAAAAGUUACCAUUUCUUAACAAAGACUCGAGCCGAUCGUCUACCUAUCCUACCUACUGCCUCGAUCCUAGUUUUUCUAGUAGCGAUAUGGAUUUUCUGCUGGAAUUGAACGUGUAUAGUCGAUGCGAGCGAACCUCGUUGUAAGGAAAUGGCUUCAAUUUUUGGACAGUUAGACCCAAAUAUAUUGCCUAGUAAUACAGGAAAGUGAAACCGAAUACUUUUGAUCUAGUUCUGGUAGUAACGAUGUAACAGUACCACAACUAAACGACCUUUGCCGUUUCUGAUGUGACGAUAGAUAGUUUUUCUCAGUUCGAUGCUUUUAUCCGACAAAUAGUAUUCAUGCUGUAGAGCGUACCAGCUUCCUGUAUCAUUACACUAUAUUUGGAAGAAGUUAAUGAUUAGCGUAACGCCUCUUCCAAAUAGGAUUUUCCCUUAGGGUUGUAUUGUAACUAGUUAGUGAAUUGAUACCUUUAGCAAAUUGUAAGAUUAAUGUUUAUAGGAACGGUAUUAAUGUAGAUAUACAUAAGCAUACAUAUAUGUAUACCAACAGUUUUGCAGUAGCUUAGAAAUAGUUAUAGCACAAUGUUGUACGUGGCAUAAGUGUGUAUUUAAAAAUGCACUGGAAAUUUCGUUAGUUUGUAUACCUCUGUGCAUCGCUGUUAACUUUGGUACAAAGAAAUGCAAACGAUCAAAUUUUUAUAACUUCUCUCUUUCUCGUUUCGCAAGUUUUUUAACGCAUAUACAAAGCAUUUGGUAAAAAAUUUGGAAACGCGUUAAAAAUUCUUACGAAGAAAAUUUGUCUCUAAUCGAUAUACUCAUGCAUUUUAUGUCUGGUCUCAUUUGAUGAACAACCUAGUAUUUGAAUAGUUAUAAUUAUGUGUGUAGUAGAUAUUCAGCUUGCUGUUAUCAUUUCACUUUUAGAGUCUCGACGCAAAAGAAGAAAGUUAUUUUUUAUGACAAAUUAUCAAGUAGUUAUCAAUUUUUACAAAUAAUUUCUUUACUGUUUCAUACGAGUAAUCAUUUUAAAGGUUUUAAUUUUGCUGCUAGCGAUUUUGAAAUUUAUCAUCACUGAUUUUGGCAGAGUCCUAGUCACAAUUUACUACUGUACCAGUUAUCAAUAAAAGAGAAUCGAUAUUUUAGUUAGUAGGGGAACGAGUUGCGUGCUAAUAGUUUAGUUUAUAGAGCUGGGCAUCGUGAUUUUUCUACUAAACGGUACAAAUUCUUAAUAUUAUUUAAUACAAUUCCUUUACGUCGGAGAGAGCGUUCCAAGAUCUUCCAUUACAAUACCGUAUAGAAUAAUAAUUAUAUUUCAAUUUCAAUCGCGCUGCAAUCUGCAACUUUUAUACUUGCCUGUAUUUCCUUAUCAAGAAUCUACUUAUGUAUUACAAUUCUGAAGCAACGGCAAUCGAACCAUUUUACUGUUAAGCGAUCGGUUCUUUGUUGUAUCCGUAUAUAUAUAUAUGUUUUUUUUUCUUCAAGUUUUGUCGCACAGCGUUCCACAAGUUACCGUUUAAUUUAGGUUUAGAAUAAAACUUGCCACUCGAUAGUACAACGUACAAUUUUACCUGGAUAACAGUGAUGCGUAUGAUUUGACGUAGACCUCGGAUUAGCCGAAUACUGGGUGUGGAGUAAGAGGCUAACUGUAGGAGAAGAUGAAACCUCGAAGCGCAUGCAUUUUGUCACUCCGUCUAUGCGUGCAAACUUCCGGAUCAGAAUUUCGUAUCCCAGUAAUUACGUCGUCUGUAUAUAUUAGCUUGACCUCCCAUCCUCCUUCAUCCUACCACAAAUAUUUAUAUACAAAAUAACGAUAAAUAUAUUAUAUCCAUGUUGAAAUAUUAAUUAUGUGUUGUUGCUGUUGAUGUUGUUAUUAUAAUAUAAUGGUCAUCAUUGUUCAUAGAGAUGAUAAUUGAUAAGGUAGCGUUACAUAAAUACAUAAAUACAUACAUACAUACAUGAAUACAUACAUGCGUGCAUACAUACUAUGUGCAUUACCUUAGAUAUAUAUGUACAAUUCGGUAAAUUAAAGUAACGCAUUAUCCCGUGUAUCACAUUUUAAUAUUUUGAAAAUCUGUCGAGCUUGGCAUGUGAAUUUUUAAGAUUUAAAUUUAUCCCGUGCAACUUAUUACGGAAAUGGAAAUAAUCUUUGUUUGGCUAGGCUAUUUUUUUAAUACACAUUAUUAUUUAUUUAUUUAUUUUACUUUUAUUACCAUAUUUUCUCACACGCAUUAACGCUUAAAAUUAGUCAGUCUUCCUAAAAACUAACAACUAAGUCCUGUUACUCGAACUUUGAAACUCAAAUUGUUUUCGCAUGUUUACUUCUAGUUAGUAGAAUUUUAAAUCUCUACAGUUAUAUCCUCCGAAAUAGUUGAAUUUCUUUGGUACUUUAAUCUAGGGAAUUUAUUAAACUGCUUCACUCUCCUCAAAUCUUCUUUCGCAAUUAACUGAUGUAAAUCUAAGAACGAAUGAUCAGGAUUUUUCAUCGUUUUAUUUAAGUUAUUUAUACACACACACAGACACACGAUUUUCUUUUGUACAAGAUAUGUAGAGUGAAAAUUAUUGCGCACACACACGCACGACAUACAUAAACAAAUAUAUAUAUAUAUUUAUUAGUUGAUACGACAUUGUGGAGAUACAGGGUAUUCAGAAAAAUUAAAAUGCAAGAUUGACAUAUGCAACUAUCAUCAUGUAUAGCUGACAAUUGAAUUAGAACACUACGAGGUUUUACUUGUUUUAUAGAAAGGAUUGUCGUUAAUUUAAAUUAAUUUCACCUGCUGUCGAACGUUUCACACGUCCGUCGUUCGUACCCAUUUUCACGAUUAAAUAUCGAUGUACACGUACACCGGUAGCAGAUUUGUUUUUUCUGGACACUCUGUAGUGUAUAUACAUACAUAGUAUAACGACGGUAUUAAUCGUUUAUAAUCGAAACGGGGUGUGUGCAUAGAAUAGCGUAGGACAGCGAUGUAGUUAAAUAAUUGCUAAGGAGGCAAGUGGAUGAAAAUACAAAAAAGGGAGAAACAAAAAAAAAAAAAAAAAAUAAGUAAAUAAACAAAACAAAUAAACAAAUAAAUCAUUAAAAAGCGUAUAAAAACCUAAAGAAAACUUAAUAAUUUUAACGAUGAUAAUGAUAAUGAUAAUGAUAAUGAUAAUGAUAAUGAUAACAAUAAAAAUUAAAUAAAAAAUAAUAUUCGGGAGGAAAGGGAGAAAGUGUAGUUAACGGCCUACAGAUAAAUCGUAGCUCCCUGGCCCUCGUGACAUUUUAACAAAGAUUCAAAAUUCUUCGACAAUGUUACUUACUAUAUAAAGUUAUUAUAAUUAUAUUAUAUUAUAUUAUAUUAUAUUAUAUUAUAUUAUAUUAUUAUUAGGGCUAUGCUUAGCUUUGUUAUACCUUCUAUAUUGAUAGGUUUUCCUACAACGAUUCUCUGUACCUGAAUUAUUCUCUCUCUUUCUCUCAUCUUGAAAUUCCGUCGUAUUUUUCAACAUCGAUUAAUAACGAUUGCUUUCACUUUUGGCAAGUGUACCAAUUUUUUAUUUUAUUUAUUUAUUUUUUUUUUUUUACUCUUGUUUGUUGUCCUCUAUACCCUGAAAAUUAGGCUCAGUUGGUAAUAUAUUUAUACGAUAAAGUAUAAUUUCGCUCAAUAUAAAACGGUAAAUGGAUAGAUUUAAACCUGAGUUACGGUUUUCGAAUCGUAUAAAUCUCGUUGUUAUUAUAAUUGUUUCACCGCUAACGUUUAACUCAGAAUACGAAACCAAAGUUACUAUUGCAAAUAAUAUGUAUAUAUAUAUAUAUAUAUAUAAUUACGUAUAUAUAUAUAUGUAUAUGUAUAUGCUUCUGUAUACACUUAAUCGAUAGUAACAGAACAAUGAAUAUUAUCUGAACUUUGUUUUGAAUAAAUGUCGUGGGUCAGGAAUCAUGUGUUAAAGUAAACUAAAAGCAAAAAAAAGAAGAAAAAAAAAGAUAUAAAUAAUAAUAAAAUGAAAAAAAAGAAAAAAAACGAAUAGAAAUAUAUUAUCAUUACGUAUAAUUGUAUAAAUACAGCGAAAAGGCUUAUCGGAUAUGUGCAAUCUCGAAAAUCAUCCUUAUUAAAUUUCUUGAUGACUAUUUUCUACUGAAAUUUAUUCAGUAAUUUAGACUAUAUCAUUAUCGUUUUUAUUACUAAGUGUACUAACUUAUCUUUCUUUUUAUAAAAAAUGUUUAGCAUACGUUACUUGUGACCGCAUUCUGCACGUAUGCCCAUAUUUGCCUUCACAAAUAGUUGCCAGUGACACAUUAUUAACUACGGUCAUUAUUGCCAUUCGUCGCAUAAUCAAAGCUUUUGUCUUCCAGACUAUAUUAAUAUUAAUUUCACAGUUUAUUUACGAUUAUAUAAUUUCAUGCAACCAUAAUUUUAUUAUAAAUCGUCUAUUUUGUAUAUUUUCUUCUCUCUCUCUCUCUCUCCCUCUCUCUCUCUCUCUCUCUCUCUCUCUCGUCUGUACGUGUCUAGUUCUCACUUUUUCCCUAUUAAAAGAUCUGAGAAAUAUUCGCGAGUGAUAAAUUAUGUAUGGAAGGAAAAAAACAAAAAAAAAAAAAAAAAACAUCUCUCUCUGCAUAUUAAUGUCAGACGCGAACUAUGAGAUAUUUAUUUUGCAGUUGAAAAGAAAAAAAAAAAAAGUAAUGAACUAAAAAUAACGGGGCGAUUCCUUGAAGCUUUUAUUGUAAAUCUGUUAUAUCGAAUUAUUAAAUUAUCUAAUACUCAGCUAUUAAUAACAUUUAUACGCCACUUGAAAUUUACCUUCACACAUUUUAUUCUACCUUUUAACGUUGAUAAUAAUAUUUAUAUUGAUAUUAAUAUUAAUAAUAUCGAUAAAAAUAACGAUAAUAACAACCAUAAUGAUAAUAAUGAUAACAAUAAUAAUAAUAAUAAAAUUAAUAAUAACAAUGAUAAUGAUAACGAUAGCGUUCAGUUGAAAUGAAAUUUCAAUUAUUCUAAAUUACGGCUUUUCCAAAAUAGUGAUUCGAUCUUUUUUUUAAUGCGUACAACACUCCGUAUACCUACCUCCGUGUUUCUAGAAUUUUUCGAAAAGAAAUUAAUGAAUAUUUUUUCGAUAAAUCUUCUUCAUUGCCACUUCUACUUUUAUACACCCCUAUAUCUUAUAUGCAAUACAAAUUUGAUCGCGUCCGUCUGUCCUGUAUACAAAAUUUAUGACCUUUCUUUAUUUUACGCAUGCUCGUUGCGACAAUAAGUUGAUCAUUCAUUAUUCUCCCGAUGGGAAUACAUAAGAUCACAAAUAAUUUCACAUCUAUUAUUUUGCGAUUUUCGAACGAAAUAUAUUUAUAUAUUAUAUACACAUAUAUAUAUAUAUAUAUGUAUGAUUCUCUGCAUGGUUGUAUUUUUAAUGCUUGUAUAAAUGCGUUACACAUAUAUUACCGUUGUUUUCCAUUGACCAUUACUUAUUACGCAUAACUUUUACAUAUAAUGUAUAAUUACCUAUAUAACCUACAUCGAUAUAUAUAUGCCAUGAAAUAUUAUAUUUUACACUGAAAGUAUUUAAAUCUUAACGUAAUAGAAAUUAUAUUAUACGUACAUUGUACAUUUACGAUACAAUAUACACAUGUAUAACAACUACUUUACAUUCUAUUUUCUAUAGAGGCACUGACGACAUUAGCUAGAGCUUUUUUUGUCUUUUUACAUUAAAAUUGCGAUUUGUUAUUUUCAUUCUUUUUUUGUUAAUAAUUAUUAUUAUACGAAUGAAUAUGAAAUGAGUGUCACUUGAGGAAAUCGUUCAUAUAUAAUCGUAGUGACAGUAUUACAAAGGCAUUUAUACUUGUUUAAUGCUUCACCUCUGUACGUUUAUACUUCGUCAGUAAAAAAUAAAUUCUGUAGUCA